This is a messenger RNA of Armigeres subalbatus, 1299 nucleotides long. Its product is annotated as ionotropic receptor 75a-like. Bases 1 to 1299 code for a protein of 432 amino acids. The record is from RefSeq and is a predicted model, not a curated record. The transcript has 4 exons. Lineage: Eukaryota; Metazoa; Arthropoda; Insecta; Diptera; Culicidae.
AUGGAAGAUCUGAAUAUAUUUGUGGAUGCUGAAAUCAAAAUACUCUCGAAGGAAAUCGAUGAUAGUUUAAGCCUGUACGACAUAUUCAACAACGGACGACCUCACGGAGGUAACCUCCAGAUAUCGUUUGAUCGGAAAAUUCUUGUUGGUACGGAAGGACAUGUUGCCUUUGAGGAUAGUAUGCUUGGUAAUAAUACGAAGUACCAGAGACGCGGCAAUCUGUCCGAUAUUACUUUAAAGAUUGCAAUAGAAUCGCAGUUGUUUCCAUCUACGAGUAGCAUUGUUGGACAAAUUGUAGAGUUCUUUGAAUCGUACAAACAGCCUGAAAUGGAUGUCGCUGCCCGUAUAGGAUCCACCUUCAUUUUCCGAACACCAGUGAGCAAAAGCCUCACGAAUAAUGUUUUCACGCAGCCAUUUGCCAUGGAAACGUGGAUCACAGUUGCGUUGACCAUCGUGCUGGGAGCCAUUGCCGUGAAGAUCAACUUCGUGGUAGAGGAACAGCUGGAGCGGGAUGGCGAGUACCACGAGCAUUAUUCUUUGUUUACCAUGUGUACGGAAUCGUUGGCCAACUUUUGCCAGGAAGGAUAUGAAUUCAUCAAUCGGAGCUCACCGGGUCGCCUGUCACAGAUGAUGCUUUUCGUUUGUUCGAUUGUGGUGUUCAACUAUUACAGUUCUGGCUUUUUCUCCAUUCUGAUGCAGGGACCACAGAUGUCCAAUAUUAGGACCUUGACACAGCUGGCUGAUAGUCAAAUGAUAAUUGGUGUUGAUGGCACCGUGGAGGCGGAGGAUUUCUUCAUGAGAUCGAAUCACUCUGACGUGCACAACUUAAUGGAGAAGAAACCUCUCGCUGAAAAUUUGCAUAUGAGUCCUAUUCAAGGCAUAGAAAAGGUCCGAGCUGCAACCCAUGCUUACCACUGUGAUAGAAUGGUUGCCUACAAUACCAUUCGCAAUUCGUAUGAUUUUAGCGAAAUGUGUGACCUUAACGAGAUUGAAGUGAUGCCCCCACAGUGGGUAGGAUUUCUAAUUAGGAAAGACUCUCCCUUCCGCAAGUUGUUUAACAUCAGACUAGCCCGGCUACGUGAAGUGGGAGUUUUCAAUCGGUUUGCCGAGUUGUGGAUUACCAAGAAACCCGAGUGUCUAGUUACAAGUGUGGUCUCUAGCGUCACUCUAGAGGGAGCGUCUCCCAUAUUUUUGCUGCUGAUGGCUGGCACCGUUGCUGCAUUCUUCGCAUUCGCUUUGGAGCGUGGGCUUUUCCACGCUAUCGGACGUCGUCUGGGGUCGAGUGUUUCAACGGUGUGA